Messenger RNA from Coccinella septempunctata (seven-spotted ladybird), 1468 nucleotides. Its product is annotated as putative ankyrin repeat protein RF_0381. Gene Ontology annotation, molecular function: protein binding. NCBI's taxonomy places the organism in Eukaryota, Metazoa, Arthropoda, Insecta, Coleoptera, Coccinellidae. The transcript is spliced from 3 exons. Bases 282 to 1199 code for a protein of 305 amino acids. The record is from RefSeq and is a predicted model, not a curated record.
UACAUCUGUUGAUAAGGUGAAAUUGCCAUUUGAUGUGAAUUCCGAGUUUAUAUUUGUUGUAUUUAUGUGAUGUCCGUUCUAAUUUAUUAUUUUAAUUGUAAAUAUCGGACCCUAUUUUAAUUAUACACUGUGUGUUCAAUGUUUUGUAUUCCACACCGUUGGGCCACAACAAUUAACUAAGGCAUGGAGCUGAUCCCUAUAAACCAGAUUACGAUCGUUGGACUGUUGCUUUGAAAAUAUUCCAAGAAAACUCUGGAUUGGCCGAACUUUUCAUAGAUUAUAUGAGUGAUCCUAAUAGAAGACUGACCAAAUGCGGGUCAACCGCUCUUCAUCUAGCAGUGAAGAGUUGUUCAGUCGAGAUCGUGAGGAAACUGCUCGAGAAAGGGGCAGAUGUGAACACUCCCGUCCAUAGAUGUGCGCCAGUUUUCCAUGUUGCGGUGAUGUGUGAUCGGCUGGAUUUGAUAAACCUCCUAGUCCAGCACGGAGCAGAUCCCAGACAACCCUCUGCUGAAGGGUUAACAGUACUUCAUCGGGUUGAAAGCGGUAAAAUGGUCAGGAAGUUGAUAACUUACGGACUCGAUAUUAACGAAGCAGCUCCACCUGAAGGAGACACACCUCUGAGGAACAGCAUUCUAAGCUAUUGCGACGAUGAUGUCAUAAAAGCUUUUCUCGAAUGCGGUGCCGAUUAUAAAAUAGACAACAAUUGGGGGUUCACAGCUUUCGAUUUCAUGGCAGCACGAUUAAUUUCGGGAAGCGAUUUCGAAGAAAUCAUUCGUAUGGGAAGCAUUCUCCUGGAUCAUGUAACAUCGAAUGUACCUGAAGAUGUCAACGAUCCCGAAACAAAGAAAAUCAGGCGAUUUGGCGAGGAAUUAAGACAGUUGAAGUCCGAAAAAAUUGGUAAUACCUCCAUAACGUACUGGAAAUUGAUCAAUACUCGCCCUAGAAAAGCUGCCAGUUUUUUCGAUAAUGAAGAAAGUCUCGUGAAACCCGACAUAAAAAAAUUCUCAUUUUUCGGUCGGUUGAUAGAAUCAAGAAUACGCGAAGGUCUAGAUUACAAUGAUAUGGAAAACUAUGCUCGUGGAUUCAUUAAAGAAAUAACUUCAAAUAGGCUUCCGUGGAAUUGUAUUAAUAAAAUCAUAACCUUUCUGCAUGCGGACGAUUUGAAAUCACUAAGACGCUUCUUAUCCUUAGAGAAGUGAAUCUUAUUUGAAGUUUUGCAAAUUUUCAUUACAAUUCUAUCAUCCAAGGAAACUGAAUCGAAACAAUGAAUCUUACGAGAUGCGACCAGCUACAUAAUACCUCGAAAUAUUUUCAUUUUGAAAUUUGCAAUGAUUUAUUUGUGAUCAUUGAAUAUACUCGUCCUUCCAAAUGUUGCUCCGUCUGGAAUUGGUCGUCAGUGAAUCCAGUGAAAAAUGGGAAGAAAAAUAUUAUGUACCUAUUCAUUAUUUCUGACGUCUCAGAUGAAAAU